Molecule: messenger RNA, 5329 nt
Organism: Thermothelomyces thermophilus ATCC 42464
Lineage: Eukaryota; Fungi; Ascomycota; Sordariomycetes; Sordariales; Chaetomiaceae
Exons: 4
Coding region: 150-4964 (1604 amino acids)
Biological process (GO): siRNA processing
Cellular component (GO): cytoplasm; nucleus; RISC complex
Molecular function (GO): RNA binding; ATP binding; DNA binding
Source: RefSeq, a predicted model, not a curated record
CAUUGCCCCGCUACAACGCGAACCGUUUCUUUCACAGUUGCCACGCGGCGCAACCAGACUUCCCAAAUUCGUCCGUCUUUAUCAUUUCGUUCACUGCCUCUGGCGAAAGACAUUUAUGCCCUUGGACGCGCUUCUACAACAUCACGGCUAUGGACGUGGAAAUGCGAGAGGUUCCAUCGGGAGCACCAGUUCCUGAUUUUACAUUAGUUGAAGAUGACCUGAUAGACCUCGACGAACCGCUCACAAAAAGCACACUGGAACAGUCCGCCUCCGCUCUCACUGUCGCGGAAGAGGCCUUGACCAACGCCGAAGACACCGACAGAGAAGACGGAGCAGAAGCUGACAGCAAAAAAUGGGCUAUCAACCAUGCCCCAGCACCGCGCAAGGUGUCCGAGAGAAAAAGGGCAGACCACGCCGCCUUCGAUGUGUGGAUUGAGGAACACCAGCAGGAUCUCUCGAAGAACCUCCUCGGCAAGUUCUUUGUCGAUAACGACGAGACAUUGAAUUCGCUGAUGAGACAGCUUGAGAAUCGGCACAUCAUCACGAGUCCCCGCGACUACCAACUCGAGCUCUUCGAGCUGGCCAAGACCCGAAACACGAUCGCCGUGCUGGACACUGGCUCUGGUAAAACGCUGAUCGCCGCCUUGCUGUUGCGAUGGACAAUCCAGAACGAGCUCGAGAGUCGAUCCAGUGGCCUGCCCAAACGCAUUGCUUUUUUCCUGGUCGACAAGGUAGCCCUCGUAUUCCAGCAGCAUGCUGUACUAACCUGCAACUUGGACUAUCCCAUCGAGAAGUUCUGCGGUGAUAUGGUAGAGAACGUAUCCGAGGAUUUUUGGCGCAAGGCUUUCGACGAGAACAUGGCAAUCGUCUGCACCGCCGAUAUCCUCUAUCAGUGCCUCAGCCACUCUUACGUCAGGAUGGACCAGGUGAAUCUCUUGGUCUUCGAUGAGGCGCAUCACACCAAGAAGAACCACCCUUACGCUCGUAUCAUCAAGGACUUUUACACCGAUGUGAAGGACGAAAACAAGAGGCCUCGCAUUCUCGGCAUGACCGCCUCUCCUGUCGAUGCCCAGACCGACCCGAAGGUUGCGGCCGCCGAGCUCGAAGGCCUCCUGCACAGCCAGAUCGCCACCGUUGCCGAUCCGACCGUCUUACACAACAGCUCAGCGAAGCCGAAACACGAGGUCGUCGCGGAGUAUGACAAGAGGCCCCCAGACUGGGAGACAGAGCUCAACCAGGCGCUGAAGAGCCUCGUCGGCGACCUCCGCGUCUUCCGGAGGCCGUUCGCCUUCACAGACACCGCAGCUGCCGAGCUUGGUCCCUGGUGUGCCGACCGGUAUUGGCAGCUCUUUUUCGAGGAAGGAGAGGCGGUCAAGCUGGAAUCUAGGGCCGAAAUGGAAGCUUUCAGCCAGUCUACCUACGACCAAGGCGUCGGCCACCCUGUCGACAAGGUGCGGGAAGCCCAUAAUCUGGUGAAGCGGCACACCUUCGCCCGCCCUUCGAUCGGCGUGCUGUCCUCCAAGGUCGUCCUACUGCUCAGGAUCCUUCGGGAGCAAUUCUACCGCGCCAACCACCGUCGGCGAUGCAUCGUCUUUGUCAGGCAGCGGAACACUGUCUCGCUGCUUGCUGACCUACUGCAGCAGCCAGAGAUGAAGAUUCCAGGCCUAGUGCCCGGCUUAUUGGUUGGGGGCGGCCAUCCCGACGCGAGCUAUGGCAACGCAAAGGUGACUUAUCGUGACCAGGUCCGAACCAUCUACAAGUUCAAAAAGGGCGAACUCAACUGCAUUUUUGCCACGUCGGUCGCCGAGGAGGGUCUCGACAUCCCGGACUGCAACGCAAUCAUAAGGUUCGAUCUCAACGACACAUUAAUCCAGUACAUCCAAUCCCGCGGGAGAGCUCGCCAGGAGGGCUCCGUCUACAUUCACAUGGUUGAGUCGGGAAAUCUGGAGCAUCGCAGAAAACUGGCCCAGAACCAGCAGAGCGAAGAUGCUCUCCGAAAGUUUUGUGAGGCGAUGCCGGAGGACAGGAAGCUGACGGGAAACAACUUCAACAUGGACUACUUCUUGCGCAAGGAGAAGGGCCAGCGACAGUACACGGUCCCCGAGACGGGCGCGAAGCUCAACUACAGGCAGAGUCUAGUGUUCCUGGCCGCCUUCGUGGCCUCGCUCCCGCACCCACCCGGGGUCAGCCUCACGGCCGAUUACCUCGUCCUCCCUGUGCCCGGAGGUUUCCAGUGCGAGGUGACCUUGCCGGACUCUUCUCCCAUCAGGAAUGCCACCGGGAAGGUCCAUGAGAGCAAGGCGGUUGCCAAGUGCUCGGCGGCCUACGAGAUGUGCCUCAAGUUGAUCAAGGCCAACUACCUCGAUCAGCAUCUACGACCCACCUUCACGAAGCAGCUCCACGCCAUGCGGAAUGCUCGGCUGGCCGUGAGCGCCAAGAAGAAGGGGCGGUACAAUAUGCGCGUCAAGCCCGAGAUCUGGUCUGCCGUGGGCGAGCCCGUCGAGCUCUACGCCCUGGCCUUGACGCUAUCGGACCCGACCGUGCUCGGCCGACCGUCGUCUCCGCUCCUCCUGCUGACACGGCAGCCGGUGCAGGAAAUCCCAUCGUUCCCGCUCUACUUCGGGAGCAAUCGCUUCUCUGCUGUUCGUUGCGUUCCGGUUCCUGGGUCUCUCGAGCUUGAUGACCGCCAGAUCCAAGGCUUGGCUGCUUUUACCUUGGCCGUCUUCAAAGACGUCUUUAGCAAGGAAUACGAGGCUACCGUUGCUCAACUCCCGUACUUCAUCGCCCCAACAAAAUUGGAACACUCCAGCGGGUUCACAGCAGCUGACGGUCCGAGUUGUGUCGUGGACUGGGCCACCAUCAGCUUUGUCAGGGAGAACGAGCACAUCCGCUACACGUUCGACGAGCUGGAUGACUUCUUCAGGGACAAGUACGUUUGCGAUCCGUAUGAUGGCUCUCGGAAGUUCUUCCUGCGCCGGCGCCGUCACGACUUGAGACCGACGGACCCUGUUCCGGAAGGCGUCGUUGCCCCGGGACACAGAGCCUGGCGUGUACCGGGCGGGAAUCGCGACAUUUUGAACUACAGUCUCAGUGCCUGGCGAAGGUCGCGUGGUUCUAUGACUCUCCGUGAGGACCAGCCGGUCGUCGAGGCGGAGCUCUUGCCCAUCCGCCGCAAUUUUCUGGAUGACAACAUCAGAGACGACGACUUGGAGCCCAAGCCGUGCUUCCUCGUGCUAGAACCCCUAAGAAUAUCUCCGCUACCUGUGGACGUGGUGGCCAUGGUUUACACGUUUCCGUCGAUCAUGCACCGCAUCGACUCGAACCUCGUCGCUUUGGAGGCCUGCAAGAAGCUCGGUCUCAACAUACGGCCGGAUCUCGCGCUCGAGGCAUUCACCAAGGACAGCGACAACACCGACGAGAACGACGCGGAGAAGAUCCACUUUCAGGGCGGCAUGGGCAGCAACUACGAGCGGCUCGAGUUCCUCGGAGACUGCUUCCUCAAGAUGGCCACAACCAUCUCCAUCUUCACGCUUUUGCCGGACAAGGACGAGUCUGAAUACCACAUCGAGCGCAUGCUACUGGUUUGCAAUCGCAACCUCUUCAACAAGGCGCUCGAGGUUAAGCUGGAGGAAUACAUACGAUCCACGGCCUUUGACCGGCGCAGCUGGUACCCGGAGGGCCUGACUCUCAAGCGGGGAAAGCGGAGAGACGUCGAUGGCAAGCACCAGCUGGCGGACAAGACCAUCGCCGACGUGUGCGAGGCGCUCAUCGGCGCGGCCUACCUGACGGCCCAGGACCGGUCGCCGUCGGACUUUGACCUCGCCGUCCGCGCCGUCACCGUCAUGGUCCGCGACAGGAACCACGCCAUGAGCUCCUACGGCGACUACUACGCCGCCUACCGGCCGGCCAAGUGGCAGACAGUGCCGUGCAGCCCGGCCCAAAUCGACAUGGCGGCCCGCUUCCGGGAGCGGAUGGGCUACGCGUUCCGGCACCCACGCCUGCUGCGCUCGGCGUUCCAGCACCCGGCCUACCCGACCUUCUACGAGGGCCUGCCGUCGUACCAGCGGCUCGAGUUCCUGGGCGACGCGCUCCUCGACAUGGCCUGCGUCGAGUUCCUGUUCCGCCGGUUCCCCGGCGCGGACCCGCAGUGGCUGACGGAGCACAAGAUGGCCAUGGUUUCGAACCAGUUCCUCGCCUGCCUGGCCGUCUACCUCGGCUUCCACAAGUCCAUUGUCCACUGCAGCUCGCAGGUCCAGAGUGAGGUUGCCGGUUUCGUCGCCGAGGUGGAGGGCGAGCUGCGGGCGGCCAAGGAGGGAACGGAGGAGGGGGAGGAAGGGGAGGAGGAGGAGGAGGAAAAGAAGGAGAGGGGCGGCGAAGAGGAGGCAUUUGCGCGCGACUUUUGGGUGCGCUGCGCGCGGAGGCCGCCCAAGUGCCUCGCCGACGUGGUCGAGGCCUACGUGGGGGCCGUCUUCGUGGACAGCGGGUACGACUUUGGCGAGGUCCGGCGCUUCUUUGCCGACCACGUCCGUCCCUUCUUCGAGGACAUGCGGCCGUAUGACGCGUUCGCCCGCAAGCACCCCGUCACCGCUCUCGCCGCCGUCUUGCAGAGCAAAAUGCGCUGCCGCGAGUGGCGGCUGCUGGUCAAGGAGCUACCCGUCCCGGCCAUGGCGCCGACGGCCGACGAUGGCGGUGAUGAUGGCAAUGAUGAUGGUCGUCGGGUGCUCGACUUUGCGGCCAUGGCGAGCCCGCGGCUGGUGUGCGCGGUCCGGGUCCACGGGAGGACGCUCGCGCACGCGGUGUCGGGGAGCAGCAGGUACGGCAAGAUCGCGGCGGCGAAGCAGGCGCUCAAGGUGCUAGAGGGGAUGGAGCCGGAGGAGUUUCAGAAGGCGCAUGGGUGUGCUUGUGGGGUGGAUGGGACGGUGGGAGGGGAAGACCGAGAGCCAGAUCAUGGCUCGGCCGUCUAGUAAGAGAAAGGCGAAAGAAAGGGGGGCGGGGCGGGAAGUGAGGAGGGGUUGAUGGCUGGCUCCUACCCGUUGCCAUCGGACUCGAAAGAGACGAUGCGGAUCUAUCGGAACCAAAACGGAGAACCGGCUCCCAUUAGGGAACUACGGCCAGGAUGGUAGGCUAUAAGGGCGCCCAAACCCUGCCACAGGAUCUGAUUUUCUGCGCUGCAGCAUCCGUACCUUUGCAAAGGUGCCUUAUGGCGUCUGAAGACAGGCCGUGGAAGAAACCAGGCCUUUCUAACGAGCUUGAUGAUCAUUUGCCGUGCAACGUUAUUGCCUACACACUCCAGGAUAAAGCAGAGCAAACAGAAAAAGUUGCCGUUAAC